AUGAGCAACGAAGAAAACAUCACAUCUAUCAAAGCAGAUGAUAAAAGUGGCGAUUCCUUGGAUCCUGGGCUAGAAGAUCUUGCUCUUCUUGAUGAGCUUAAAAAUAACACAUUGUGGGUGUUAAACUUACAGAACCUAACCACAAAGCGAACCUUUGAUGUGAAAACACUCUCACCUAAAAUUACCAAACGCGUUCUGUUUCUCAAGGACAUCCAGGUAUUGUUAAACACGACGAGCUCGAAGAGAAGUUUCUUAAAGAAAAAGCUGCAUUGGAGGCAAAAUACAAUAAUCUCUACAAGCCGCUUUUUAAUAAGGCAAAGAGUUGAAAAUUUCAUCUAUGUUAUGUGUGUUAGGAUUAUUAUAGUUUUGGUUGUUUUCCUGAGAUUUACUUAUCAUUUGCAGAGGUAUGAAAUUGUGAAUGGUGAGGUUGAAGCUGAGGCAGAGAAAGAAGGAGUUCCUAAUUUCUGGUUGAUUGCAAUGAAAACCAACGAAAUGCUCGCAAACGAGAUAACCGAAAGAGAUGAGGGAGCAUUGAAGUAUCUCAAAGACAUCAGAUGCUGCAAAGUAGAAAACAAUUCAAGAAAUUUCAAGCUGGAGUUUCUCUUUGAUCCUAAUCCUUACUUCAAGAACUCGGUUCUGUCCAAAACUUACCAUGUGACCGAUGACGAUGAUGAUGGGCCUGUUCUUGAUAAAGUGAUUGGAACGGAGAUAGAAUGGCAUCCAGGUAAAUGUUUGACUCAUAAGGUUGUUGUAAGGAAGAGACCAAAGAAGGGGUCAAAGAAGAUAAACAACAUCCCUAUGACCAAAACCGAAAACUGCGAGAGUUUCUUCAACUUCUUCAAGCCCCCUGAGAUUCAUGAAGUUGAUGAAUUUUAUACAACCAUGGAUCAAGAACUCCAAAACUUGACGGAUCAAGACUAUGACAUC
Thlaspi arvense is the source of this 927-nucleotide messenger RNA. NCBI's taxonomy places the organism in Eukaryota, Viridiplantae, Streptophyta, Magnoliopsida, Brassicales, Brassicaceae. The record is from the annotation of a GenBank genome assembly.